Messenger RNA from Malania oleifera, 1176 nucleotides. Its product is annotated as histidine-containing phosphotransfer protein 2-like. The record is from RefSeq and is a predicted model, not a curated record. Gene Ontology annotation, biological process: phosphorelay signal transduction system; phosphorylation; cytokinin-activated signaling pathway. Bases 339 to 851 code for a protein of 170 amino acids. Gene Ontology annotation, cellular component: nucleus; cytoplasm. Gene Ontology annotation, molecular function: protein histidine kinase binding; histidine phosphotransfer kinase activity. NCBI's taxonomy places the organism in Eukaryota, Viridiplantae, Streptophyta, Magnoliopsida, Santalales, Ximeniaceae. The transcript is spliced from 7 exons.
GAAACGUUGCAGUCUUGCAUAUGGUUAAUAGUCAUCGACUACCCCUAACUUCCUUCUCUCUCCCAAGUGCCUAUAAAUACAAUAUCAAAAAAGCCCAGAUAAUGUGUUGGGUAGAUAUAGCUUAGUCUUCCUUGUUUGCAGUUAUCCUUUUCACUUUCACACUCACAGUGCUCUAAGAGGUUUUAGGUUUUUUGGAUUUUUGGUUUUGGUGGGUUCAGGGUUUUGGAUUUUGGGUCUCGGCGGAUUCAGGUUCAGGGCUUUGAGUUCUUGGUUUUGGUGGGUUUAGGGUUUAGGGUUUAGGGUUCUGGGUUUUCUUCUUCAUCAGCCAGCAGCCAUACAUGGAGUCGUCAUCCAGCGGAGCUCUCAACAGGCAACUACUGGACAUGGUCCAUGACAUGCAGAAUGAAGGUUUUGUGGUUGCUCGGAAUCUGCGAACGUGUAUGACUGCAUGGAAGGGGUUAUUGGACCAGCAAUUUGGGCUAAUUCACUCUCUCAGGGAGACAACAAGUCCCUUCUUCAUUGCAGAAUUAAUUCCCAUCUUCUGCACAGACGUUCAAGCUGUGUUGAGGGACAUGACCAGAGCCCUGGAUCAGCCAGUUUUGGAUUAUCAUGACUUGGAAGAGUACUGCAUUAAACUUAAGGGAAGCACAUCAUGCAUCGGUGCUCAUCGCAUGGCACUUGCUUGUGUCGAUCUUCGACAAGCUAUUGACAAUAAGUCUAAAGAAGGGUGUCUUUUGGCAUUGAAUGGAUUGAGGCAUGAAUUCCACAACCUGAGAGGCAGAUUGGACAAAAUUGUUCAGCUAGAGAAAAAGAUCGUCUCUCAGGAGUCGGGACAACUUCCUUGUGAGUAGACAGAGCUUGAUCAUGAUGAAUAGAUCAAGACCUAAUUAAAAAUUUUGCAAAACUUGUCGUCGGUGUCAGUGUCGAUGCAUAGUUUAUUUCCUGUUCAAACAUUUGAACCUUAGAGUUCCACUAAGCAGUCUAAGCUCAACCAGUUAAGUCCUAACAAGCAAAACUGUAAGCUCAGGAAAAAUGGUGGAAAUCACCCUCCCUUCUAGUCUUGAUUGUAUUGGAAUUAGCACCAAUUGUUCAUCAACCUUGAUUUGUCCUUUUGGGUAUCCUUGUUCUAGUCUUGUGUUUUUGUUUUGAUGGUGUCUCAAAAUGUGAGUGUUCAUU